Messenger RNA from Vitrella brassicaformis, 1932 nucleotides. The record is from the annotation of a GenBank genome assembly. Lineage: Eukaryota; Vitrellaceae.
CGCUUUAUUUCAUCACCGUGACGUCCCCGCACGCGAGCGAACGUGCCGGUAUCAAUCGCAGCUCCCGUCCUCCGAUGUCAAACAACGACAUGUUUAUAAACGGAGGGAUGGAUGGAUGGAUGGCCGGAGUGCGAUUCAUCUACAGUGAGGAAGUCACAGAGAGGACAGCAUUGCCCUCAGAAGGACCGUGCGAUGCGAACGAACUGCUCAAAAAACACAAAAAUCUGAACACACACGCACACACACGCAACGACGUCACUGCCUGGGUGGCCGUGAUGCGGCUGCUUCGUCCUCCUCACCGCCACGUUGAAUGUGCCCAGCCGUGCAAAGUUGACCCAGAAGCCCCGAUAGAACGCCAUGGGGCCCUCACCAAGAGUCUUGACCACACAGUCAAUCGGACCUGCUUGUUACGCGGAGAUAGAAAACAAUCGACGCUGCCUCGUUCGAUCGCCUGCGAUGGAUGGGGGCUCGCCUACCCUUGUAGUCGCCCGGUUUGGCGUUCAUGAUUCGUGUCUUGAGCACAUCCACGGGCGACCCCACAAUCGUCGUCACAAAACCAGCACCCUGCCAAGAAGCCAAGCAGAGAGGGAAUGGGACAACACACAACACAUUGAUGGACUCCGUCCACACGUGGUGUUGUUUGCACGGCGCGGCGGUUGGCUGACCAGAGCAGCGGUGAAGUGCAGGGGGAGGCCAUCCUGUCAUGUCAGUGGAGGAGCACCACGGAAGGUGAGGACACAGAUCGGCCAAUGUGUUCUUUGUGUGCCCUGUCUGACCUUCAUGAGCUUCCUCUUGAGCAGCUCGAUUUUGAUGGUGUCGUACGCAGCCAGCUCAGACGAACAUAUGAUGGAGUUGCGGACGAUGUUUGGACCCUGUGGACGAGAUAUGCACACAACACACACAAUCCAUUUUCUCGCCCGAUAAGGAUCGGUGCAUCCGUGCCUACCACUCCCGUCCAUAGCUUGAAGAAGCCCUCAUCGACCACUAUCCGCCGAUACGCAUCGAUGCUGCCCGUGUACCUGAACACGUCAACACACACUCUCACUCGAGCAUCAUCCAGCCAUCACCAGUCGCCUCUCAUUGUCACCUCGGUGGUGCGCCAGGCGGCCUCCGUGCGUCAGCCUGCAGCCUUAUCUUGACGAGGUCAGUGGGGUUGGCCACCAGCAUACCGAUGGCGCCACUCGUCAGGCCGGCAAGGAUGCGCUGCAUCAGAGUGGGCGGACCUGACUGGCCGCCGCAAUACAGAUCACGGAUCUGACAAGGGAGCAGAGAAACAUACGAGUGACCUCACAGAGAGAUGGCUGGCUGUGCGCUGCUCUCUUACAGGGGCGUACAAGCUCAUUCUCAAAGUGGCAAAAACCAGCUGCCGCUGCACACCCGCACUCAGACCCUUCCACGGCGCGAACACACCCUCACGCUUGACGAGACUCUGGAGCGUCGGGAAGACGCCCACACUCUCGCCCUUGGUAAUCUGCACCACACCACACAAACCACACGAGGGCAAAACUGCUGCAGUGCAGUGAUGUCACUGCAGUCAUCGCGUGGCUGAAAGGUGACCUGCAUGGCGACUUUGAUGGUGUCCAUCGGCAGCGUCACCAACUCUGAAUCAACAGCACAGCACAGCACACAUGCACACAUACGCACGCACAGAUCAGCCGAACAGCAGACGCACUUCAUCCCUCUCGCACUCACCGGCAGACGCGCCAGCGGCACCGGAGCACAUAGCUGACUUCAUGAAACUGAUGUCCGAAUUCAUGGCGACAAGCGGCACGCCACUGCACUGCUGGGUCACCUUGCACAGAUGCGACCCUCACCAACAGCCGAAAUGAGCCAACACAGCAACCACACCCCGACGAAGAGAUCUGCUGAGCAAGAUCAACUCAAAACCGACGUGAUCUGCCCCUCCGCCCUCAGCGCAGCCCGUACCCUCCC